UUCAUUGAAGGACUUAAAAAGGGCUUUUGCAGCAUUCAUCCUCCCAGCCCCACUGUAGUAGGGGAGCGGGAUCCCUGUUUUACAGUGGAUAAUCUGGAGAAGGGAAUUGUCUUGGCCCAGUGAGCCUGGGGCUAGAACCCAAGAGUCCAGCUUCUCGCUGACAGGCUGAUGCCCUCCACCGAGCUGAAGUGUUGCCAGCCUGAAAGAGGUGCCUGCAACCAGAAAUGUUAUAACCAGAUGUGCCAAAGUGGUGUCUGAUUCCAGGAGCCCAGUUUCAGGGCAGUGGGUCUAAUUUUUUUUCCAGAAUUGCUGAAAAAUCUCCCGCUACCAUCAGCUGGAGUUUGGGGGUGCGCAGCACUUCGGAGAGCCAGCCUGAGAGUGUCUGGAGUUGGGACUCCCAAACUAGAGGCUGCUGUUGAAACUUUGACUUGAAGGAACUUCAUGUGCAGUGCCCAUCGCUCCACUGCAUUGCACUGAAGAUGUCUAACAGCAACACCACGCAAGAGACCCUGGAAAUAAUGAAAGAGUCAGAAAAAAAGCUGGUGGAGGAAUCUGUGAACAAAAACAAAUUUGUAUCCAGGUCACCGAGCAAAGAAGAGGUUGAGAAGGACGGGGAAGAAGCCAACGUACGGCAGGAAUCUCAGAGGCGAACUUCAAAUCAUGGACACGCCAGAAAAAGAGCCAAGUCUAAUUCAAAGCUCAAGCUGGUCCGGAGCCUGGCAGUGUGUGAAGAAUCCUCCGGUCCCUUUGUGGACGGGGCCUUGGAAGUCCAGGACAUUAUUCAGUUGCAUGUCAGCUGCCCCUCGGACAAGGAAGAGGAGAAGUCUACAAAAGAUGGGCCCGAGAAAGAGGAAAAAGACAAGAAUAAGGAGAAGGCACCAAGGAAAAUGCUCUCCCGAGAUUCCAGCCAAGAAUACACGGACUCCACUGGAAUAGAUUUGCAUGAAUUUUUAGUAAAUACACUGAAAAAAAAUCCAAGGGAUAGAAUGAUGCUGCUAAAAUUAGAACAGGAGAUUCUGGAAUUUAUUAGCGAUAACAACAAUCAGUUCAAGAAGUUCCCUCAGAUGACGUCCUAUCACAGGAUGCUCUUGCACAGGGUAGCUGCCUACUUCGGCAUGGACCACAACGUUGACCAAACCGGGAAAGCCGUCAUUAUCAACAAGACCAGCAACACGAGGAUCCCCGAGCAGAGGUUCUCCGAGCACAUCAAAGACGAGAAGAACGUAGACUUCCCUCAGAGGUUCAUCCUAAAGCGAGACGACGCCAGCAUGGACCGGGACGAUAAUCAGAUCAGAAUCCCGUUGCAGGAUGGGCGGCGGAGCAAGUCGAUAGAAGAGCGAGAAGAGGAGUACCAGAGGGUCAGAGAGCGGAUCUUCGCGCGAGAGACUGCUCAGAACGGAUACCUGAACGACUGCAGACUCGCCAAGGAAGGCUUUUCCUCUAGCUCUCACAAACGGAGGCAGAUUUUUAGGUACCUCUGUGUGGUUUCUGGCGUACGUUCCGCAGAGCGAGCCCCCCAUGCAUGGCUGUUUGUGGAGUCCUUGUCGUAUCUUUUGCAACAUCCGGGGUUGUUUUGCCUCUCAAACGAAAUUGCUGCAGCGGCGUUUUUGCUGAUUCAUUUAGAACAAGGGGCGAAGGUCCCGCCCACUGCCCAGCAGCAGCCUGCCAUGAGCAACCACCUGAUCUCUCCGCCCGUCCCAGCUCUGCAGCCUGUUCAGUACUCUCCAAGCUCCUGUCCCCAGGUCCUCCUGCCCGUCUCUCCACCCCAGCAGUACAACAUGGCCGACGAGCUCAGCACCCCCUUCGGGCAGAUCAGCCUCAGCCGGCAGGGCUCCACGGAAGCUCCGGACCCGUCCUCGGCCCUGUUCCAGCCGCCCCUCCUCUCCCAGCACCCUCAGCAGACGGGAUUCAUCAUGGCGUCCCUGGGACAGCCCAUCACUGCCUCCAACUACUCCACCUCGGGGCACACGGCCCCUGCGCAGCAAGUCCUGCCGCCCCAGGGCUACCUGCAGCCCCCCCAGCAAAUUCAGGUUUCGUACUACCCGCCCGGGCAGUAUCCAAACUCCAGCCAGCAAUACCGACCUCUCAGUCACCCGGUGGCCUACGCCCCCCGGCGCAACCAGCCGCUCCCCCAGCCUUCACAGCAGCCUGGGUUACAGCCAAUGAUGUCCAACCAGCAGCAGACGUACCAGGGCAUGAUGGGAGUCCAGCCGUCCCAGACCCCCGGCCUCCUCAACAAUCAGAGGAGCAACAUGGGGAGCCAGAUGCAAAGCAUGCUGGGAGUGCAGCAGUCCCAGACCCCCAGCCUGCUCAGCAAUCAGAGAGGCAACAUGGGAAACCAGAUGCAAGGCCUGAUGGUCCAGUACACGGCCCUGCCGUCGUACCAG
This is a messenger RNA of Pelodiscus sinensis (Chinese soft-shelled turtle), 2387 nucleotides long. NCBI's taxonomy places the organism in Eukaryota, Metazoa, Chordata, Testudines, Trionychidae. The record is from RefSeq and is a predicted model, not a curated record.